GAAUCACCAGCAUGUUGCUCAGUUCCAUUCGACAUGAUACAAUAAAAAUAAGCUGGUCAAAAAUACUCCUGCCGCCAGAGUUAAAGUCAGACUUCCCAUUAUCUGUAGCUUUUGAGCUGCAAUGGUUCACUGCUUGCCUCAUUUGACAAUGCAUCACACCGAAACAGAACAGGAAACAAAAGUCAGUCAAGUCAACCAUUUGAAAGGCAGGCAAGCAGAAGGUGAAUGUGAGCGGCAGGCUGAGAUCCACUGUUCUAAAUGUUUUAGUAGUACUCUGCUUUACAAGUCCAGAAAAAAUGAAACCAAGUGACCAGGAUAUUCAGGAAGACAAGACCAGCUCCAAGAUGCUCCCACAGAGCGGACAAUAACCCAACAGCCACAAGGCACUGCACCAUGGAGCUUGUGUCAGUUGAGUAUGAAUACCAGUACAAGGCAAAGGAUGGUCACAUUAUCUCUAUCAAGCCUCAGGAGAAUUACAUCCUGGUCUCCAAAACCAAUGAGCAUUGGUGGCACGUCCGCAAAGACCAGAACACCAAACCAUUUUACAUCCCUGCCAAGUAUGUGAAGGAGCUGUCAGUCCAAACACCCAUUUCUUCUGCUACUAAGAAGCUGGACUCAUCAGAGAGUGUAACUAAAAGCAAACCUUCAAUUUGUACAAGUCAGGAGAAGUAUCGCUUCUCUACGUUUGGUUUCUGUGAGAACUCAUCACAUGUGAAGUCUUGGGAGCCUGGGAAAGGCACAGCAACAAGAAGUGCCAGCUUUGCAAACACUCCAAAGACUGCACAGAUGCACAACUCAAAACCAGGGGAUGCACCUAUCUCAGCACCUCCAAAGACUGAUGUUCUCGAUGUGGAAACAAAACCUCAACCUGCAGAGAACCAUACACAGCUCAAAGCUCCUCAAAGCUCACCUCAGGACAAUGCAUCAAAAGUACAAACUGAGACUUUUCUCGAGGAUUACAACAUGGACUUUCCUUUACCGCCACCAGACAUGCAUGACAUGAUUCCAGACAUAGAGAUCACGGAAUCAGACCAUUUCCCCGAGCUGGAAACUCUGGUUCCUGCAAAUGAAGAAUCAGUUGAUCUGCAGAGCUCGAACCAAACUACAGAAACAGGUCUUCGCACAGACAGACAGAUACAGAAUGACAAUCCUCAGACGGGAGUGUAUGUGAACGUAGCACAACUUCGCAAAAGUAUUACGGAGUCUCCGCCUUUGGUUUCCUCUCUCUGCUCUCUGUCCCACCUCAACGAAUGGGAGGUGCAUGUUGACCAAGAGAGUGGACAGGAGUACUACUAUCACACUGCCACAGGGCGCACGACCUGGGACAGCCCCUUUUUAGACUCCCCUACAGACGCUCAACAGCUCUCCUCUGAGGAACUCCAGCCUCCAUCGCUUCCACGUUCUCCUGGCAGUUCUUUGUCCUCGCCCCUGCCCUCUGGGUGGACUUCAGAUUGGGAACAGUUGGUGGAUGAAAGCAGUGGUCGGCCAUACUUCUACAACCUGAUGUCUGGGGAGACGUCCUGGGAGCCUCCAGAACAACAGAGCCCCUACCCCCCUCUGAUGGAUUCCCUGCACAGGUUUCCUGACGAUGGACUGCCUCCAUUACCUGUGGAGGACUAUCCCCCUGAGGAUUACCCAACUGACGAUAAUCCAGACAGUUCAGAGGAACACCUUGCCACCGAAAUCCCCAGCUUUUCCAACGAGUUCUCCUUCAGCCAUGUGACCCGGCCCAACAUCCCCCGGGCCAACCUGGACCGCAGCACUCCGCCUGGAUGGAACCUCACAGUUGAGCCCAAUGGGACUUGGGUGUUUACGACUGAAAACUCUUCAGACCAGUGGAUCAAAUCUAUGGAUGAGCAAGGGCAGACCUACUACUACCUGAGAGAUGGCUCCAGGUCCCAGUGGAACCUGCCAGAGGCCCCUGUAGCUCCCUACAAAUCCAGGGAGGAGAAUGGUGUUGUGGGAGAGAAUGUGUCAGUUAUCAGAAACUGGAGGCACACAAUGGGACCUUCUCAGUUCAGCACUGGCCAGGACGAUGGGAGAUUUGUCCCAGCUCACAAGAGGAAUAUGUCAGACAACAGUAGCAAUGGUACCAGUACGGAAAACUCUUCAGAGACACAACAUGAUAUACAGAACUUGGAGAAAGCUGGAAUUCUCAACAAAACAAAAGUUUCAGAGAACGGAAAGAAAGUACGGAAAAACUGGACUCCAACGUGGACAGUUCUCCGUGAAGGAGUGUUGACGUUUCACAAAGACCCCAAGUCUACAGCAGCAGGGAAUAUUAACAAGACCAAUCAGAUUGUUCCUGAGUUUGCAGUAGAGCUGAAAGGAGCAACUAUUGGUUGGGCCUCAAAGGACAAAUCCAGUAAAAAGAAUGUGUUAGAGUUAAAAGGAAAGAACGGCGUGGAGUUUCUCAUCCAGUAUGAUACAGACAGUAUCAUCCACGACUGGCACAAAAUCAUACUGGACGCCAUACGAAAACUAGAUUAUCAGGACAAUCAUCCUGAAGAGGAGGAUGGAGACAUUUACGAAAAGAUUGCAGAUGACAAACCCAGCAGUACCAUAGACAGACGAAAACACCCUAAGCAACCUGUCACACAUACACCCAGCUCUUCAGGGGAGACGGACCCCAAAAAGGUUCGAACCAAGUUGAUGAAAUUGCUUAUGAAGCGUCCUACGUUGGAGGCAGUGAAGGAAAAAGGCUAUUUCAGAGAAAAUGUCUUUGGCUGUCCUCUUGAUGCACUCUGUGCACUUGAAAAGACAACAGUUCCCAGUUUUGUGGAAAAAUGCAUAAAAGCAGUGGAAAAGAGGGGUUUAGACAUUGAUGGAUUGUACAGGGUUAGUGGAAACCUUGCUGUCAUUCAAAAACUUCGCUGUAAGGCUGAUCAUGAGGAGCUUAACCUGGAAGAUGGUCAAUGGGAAGAUGUUCACGUCAUCACCGGAGCACUGAAGUUAUUCUUCCGAGAGCUUCCCGAACCACUUUUCCCUUUCAGCCACUUUGAUGCAUUCAUCUCUGCCAUCAGGAUUUCUGAUUAUAAUGCAAAACUGUCGCGCAUUUAUGAACUGGUCAAAUCACUUCCUCAAGCUAAUCAUGACACCAUGGCACUGCUUUUUGAGCAUUUGCACAGGCUCAUUCAGUAUGGUGAGGACAAUCGCAUGACUGUUCAGAACGUGGCUAUUGUGUUUGGCCCAACUCUGCUUCGCCCUGAGAAAGAGUCAUCCAACAUCGCCAUGCACAUGAUCUUCCAGAACCAGAUUGUGGAGUUCGUCUUGAAUGAAUUUGAGUGCAUCUUCCGCUCCAGCUGAAGCAGGCACUAGCAGACCCAAGGAACUCGAGAUACAAAACCUUCUUCCAUUUCUUGCUGAAAAUUUCUUAAACUUCUUAACAGUUUGAAAAAACAGUACACUUUUAUUUUUUUUUAAAAGGCAGUAUUGGGGGGAUUCAUUCUUGAGUCACAGAGUAUCAGCUGUGGAUGGUGUUUUGAAUCUAAAUCGAGCUGAGCAUUUUUUUUUGUAAAAGAAAUUGACUAAAUAUUAAACUAAAAUAUUAAACAUUUAGGGUUGUAAAUCUCACAAGUCACUUUCUAAGUUCAAUUCUUUUACUUUCUUUUUGGAUUUAUUUUCAGGUCUUUUAUUAAUCACAUUGUAUAUAAAUCUGAGAUGAAUAGAGGAAUUACUUCUUAUUCAAGGUUUAAAAAUUGCUUUUGUAAUUUUUAAGUGUUUAAAGACUCACACAUGUUUAGUGUUUAAGGUAGCAAUAUGUCACCCAUCAGAAAGAAUGCAUUCUCGUACUGUGCUUUCUUUUAAGUCUUUCUUUUAUCCUGAAAUGUUCUUGUAAUAUAGAAAUGUAUAAAAUAUAAUAAAUAUAUUGUAUUGCUGAUGGAAAGUAGGUGAACAGAAAACUUUUUUACCCAGCUUUCCUGAAGAGAUUGUACAAUAACAUCACAGAAAUUUAAAAUAAAAGUUUUUUUUACUUUAAAAUCAACUCAAUCUGACAAUUAAUCUGAGAGGAGUGUAUUAAGAGAAAAAUACUUCUUGUAAACAGUAAAGGAGGGUAUAUUUAUGCUGUGAGUUGGUUGAAUAAAUGCUAUAUAGUUCUUCCAAAAUAAUAAAGUAUCAUGAAAAGA
Oryzias latipes (Japanese medaka) is the source of this 4127-nucleotide messenger RNA. RefSeq names its product Rho GTPase activating protein 27 (gene arhgap27). The record is from RefSeq and is a predicted model, not a curated record. Gene Ontology annotation, cellular component: cytoplasm. Lineage: Eukaryota; Metazoa; Chordata; Actinopteri; Beloniformes; Adrianichthyidae. Gene Ontology annotation, biological process: regulation of GTPase activity; signal transduction. Gene Ontology annotation, molecular function: protein binding.